This is a messenger RNA of Eufriesea mexicana, 722 nucleotides long. RefSeq lists its product as uncharacterized. Gene Ontology annotation, biological process: regulation of lipid biosynthetic process. The record is from RefSeq and is a predicted model, not a curated record. Gene Ontology annotation, cellular component: cytosol. Bases 107 to 679 code for a protein of 190 amino acids. The transcript has 2 exons. NCBI's taxonomy places the organism in Eukaryota, Metazoa, Arthropoda, Insecta, Hymenoptera, Apidae.
GGUGCGUAAGUUGAUAUCAGUCGUUGAUUUCUUAUCGAAUAUAUCUUACUUCUCUUUUCAUUCUAUUUAUUUUAGUACCUCUGCUUUAUUUAUAGUGUAUCGUGACAUGUCAUAUAAAAGGUCAAGUCUGCGAAAAUUAACCGAAAGCUAUGUUUCUGGAUCUAGCAAUGCUUCUAUCUUCAACAUCAUGGAGCGAUUUAUUCGUACAGUGCGUGAAAUGGAAGAUACGAUAUUAAUUCCCAGUCGACUUCUGGAUUUAACCGUAGGAGACUCGCAGGAUAGGCUUCAGUUGGAAGGCAUACGCGGUUCUAUCGUGAAAGCAACUAUCGAUAACACCGAUUUAUAUCGGCUUUACAGCAUGAUUAGUCAAAUGAAAAUCGAAAUAUUAUGGUCGCAGGAUCAUAUGAACACUUUUCAAGACGAAAACGAGGAUUCUGAACCAACAGAGAGAUUUAAAUACAUUAAAAGUUCGAGUAGUAUGCAAAGUAUCUGUACGUCCUCCAACUCGGAAUCCAACAUUACGAUUGAAAAUUAUUCCGAAACGGAUGAUGAAGAUGCCGUCAGCCAUGCUGUGCGGUCUUUCAAGAGACACUUGCGCGGAUUGUACCAUAAUAUUGAAAAGAUGACAUUGGCCGCUGAAUAUUUAACACUUAGAUAUCAAAAUGAUAUUGAUGCUUAAAUAUAACCAUUUAUUGACCGGCUAAAGCUAUGUAUUUGUAUUU